AUGUCAUCGCUGGACUUGAUGAGAGAACAGUGUUUCACAUCUGGGACCAGGUCCUCGGCCUCUCUCACCAGAAGAUUCAUAAAGAAGAGGAGGGUCGCUCCGGGGACGCAGCAGGAUGCCGACAGUGACCGUCAGCUUUGCAGGUGUUCCAUAUUUCCCCUGUCUGGCAGUAGUCGCACUGUUCGUCGAAUUCUGACAGCCUGCCUCCUCUCUCUGCUGGCCCUUCUUGGUUCUGUAUCCAUUGAUCUUAGCUCCCACUUUGAAUUGCUGCACAGUACAGAAGCCGCCUAUAACGAGCUGACUUCGUGCAGGACGAUAGCUAUCCUGCAACUUGUCAGUAAGCUGCAAAAGAUGAGACAUUUAUUUACCAAACACACAGGCAAUGAGACAAUGGAAGCCAGUUUUUCCGAGGUUCUGUUUCCAGUGUUUGGUCAUCUCUGUGGUGAGAUGGCAGGUUACAGUAACAGCUACGGGCUUUCUUGCAGUGUGGAGUUGGUUGGAUUUUGCCAGGAGAUGAAGAGGAGCAUUCAAGGAUUUCUAAAUACUUCAAUGUAUGCUAACAGCACAAGUGAAAAAGGUACUUCUGAUUUUACCGUGGUCAUUGGUAGACUUCUGGACAUCUGGGGUACUAUAGAAGAUACUUUAGUCAAAGUCAAACAGAGUUCUAACUGGAUAGAUGUUCUGUCUGCAAGACUUCUGGUAACAUUUAUAGAGCUCAACCACCAGCUGAUGGAGUUUCCCCAUAUGGCAGCUAACACUGACUUCCAGUACAAGUGGACUUACGUACUGAGCUACCUCGGCUACGCCAAGGUUCUGACAGAGCAACUGAAUGACUGCUGGUUAGAGAACAUAGAUCUGAAGUUAAACUCAAGCCUGCAUGUAAAACAUUCCUAUAUGUUUGACUCAAGUCUGUGGCAGAUCUCUGGAGCAGGAACAGUGCUUCUGUCUGGGUCUCACCUUGGAAUUCAAGCUCUGUCAAACACUCAGCAGUGCUUAUUUGAGAGCGCAGUGCCGGCUCUCAGGUUGGUGUCUCGAUCUGUGUCUUCAGGCCUCAGUAUGAGGAUCUGCCUGUUGGCCAUCGCCUGCCUCAUCUACCCGGUGGUUAUGCUCUCUUUCAAGCAAAUGACAGAAUGGAUACAGAAUUAUGCCCAGAGUUUGAAGGAGAGGACAGAGGACCUGAAGCGCCAGAGGCAGCUGGCUGAAGAUCUGCUGCACCAAAUGUUACCCAAGUCAGUCGCAAAGCAGCUUCGCCAACAUAAACAUGUCCAGGCCGAGAGCUAUGAAAAGGUGACCAUUUUUUUCUCCGACAUUGUAGGCUUCACUUCUAUCUCUGCGUCCUGUGCUCCUCUGCAAGUGGUGGAGAUGCUCAACAACCUCUACAUGUGUUUUGAUACACGCAUUGACUCGUAUGAUGUCUACAAGGUGGAGACCAUAGGGGAUGCAUACAUGGUGGUGAGCGGUCUUCCUGAGCGGAACGGGGACAGGCAUGCUGAUGAGAUUGCCAAGAUGGCGCUUGAUCUGGUAGCGGCUGUCAGACAGGUCUCCAUGCCUCACAUGCCCAACCAGAGACUGCAGCUCCGUGCCGGCAUCCACACAGGUCCAUGUGUGGCAGGAAUAGUGGGCUCUAAGAUGCCAAGAUACUGUCUCUUUGGAGAUACUGUCAACACAGCCUCCCGAAUGGAGUCCACCAGCCUGCCUCAGAGAAUCCAUACCAGUUCAGAAACCUACUUGGCUCUGAUGAAAGACAACGCCUACGAGCUGCAGCUUCGGGGAGAGAUUGAAGUGAAGGGUAAAGGAAUAAUGAACACAUACUGGCUGAUUGGCCAUAAGAACUACAGUGUGCAGAACGACAGUCUGGUCUGUCACUGGAAUCCCAACAUGACCAGAAAGAAGAAGAAGGCAGUGGCCGGACGUCAAGUCUCUGUAGACACUUCAUCAGUGACAGUGCAGAGCCUCAGUGAGAAAGCCACCAUCCCAUCUCUCUUCACACCUCAAUAAUGAGCCAAACUGGCCUGAGCGUGGCAGCUCAGAUGGAGCGGUACGGUGGCAGCAAUGGUACCCUGGGCUCCAUGAUUGUGGGGUUGCAGGCGGAUGAGUCGUCCACUCGGCCAGCAUAGGAGCAACAGAGGGCGCAAACUUGACCUGGGGCCUGACUGCUGCCACAUAAGGACUUCCUAAGAAGAGAACAUGAGUCAGUGACAGAGGAGAAUGAGAGAGAUUAGUUUGUAGUAGACUGUAUAAUAACUGCUGGAUAAUGUAAUAAUUUUUCACCUCCAGCUAAGAUAUUCAUUUGCUUUCUAAAUUGUGAAAAAUUGGAGUUGUAAGAACUCUCAUGGAAUCGUUUGGUUUCAAAAUGAGUCACCUGAUCUUAAAACAACUUUAAAUUUUUAGUGUAGGACUAAAUAUUUCUUCAAAAAGUUGCAUACUGUUGCAGAGCAGAUUGCUGUCCAGUUACUUGCUGGUGCUAACUUUUUUUACUAUUUAUGUAUCUACAUGUUUCUAUUGUAAUAUAGGUAGUGUAUUCUGUUUUUGUCCCUGUGAUUCACGUUCCUGAAAUUUUAAGUAUAAUUUAAAAUAACUUACUCACUCUCUUUUCCUAUUUAUUUGGUUGAAUUUUGACAUAUGGAGGAUGUUGCAGUUAUUUUUACUCCCAUGUUCUCCAGCUGCUGAACAUGUUGAUGUAUGUGGCAGCUUAUUAGCCAGAUAUUUUUCCAGACGAUGGUAGAGACCAAACCUAGAGCUUAAACACAGUUAUUAUUGGACUUACAUGUCAAGUGAACACAGUCAAGACACAGUUAAUUAUAAUGAUAUUUGCAACUGCUGGAUGUUAGAAAAGCCAACAGUUUGAAGGUUGCUGACUCUGGAUAUAUGUUUGACCUAUAAUGGGCAGUUCAUGAUUUCAAAAUGUCACUGUCACCUCAUGUAGCCCUUACCCAGUUUUUCCCCAUAUGUUACAGCUCUCCCAGCUCUUACUGAUGAAUUCCGAAAAAUUCUAAAUGCCAAAAUAAAACGAAUAAAACGAAAACAAGUGAAAUACA
This is a messenger RNA of Platichthys flesus (European flounder), 3038 nucleotides long. Its product is annotated as receptor-type guanylate cyclase daf-11. Gene Ontology annotation, molecular function: peptide receptor activity; guanylate cyclase activity. Gene Ontology annotation, biological process: intracellular signal transduction; cGMP biosynthetic process; receptor guanylyl cyclase signaling pathway. Lineage: Eukaryota; Metazoa; Chordata; Actinopteri; Pleuronectiformes; Pleuronectidae. The coding region runs from base 1 to 1998 and encodes 665 amino acids. The transcript has 8 exons. The record is from RefSeq and is a predicted model, not a curated record.